AUGCACUGUAUACGACUCGACUAGGCCUGCCUAGAUCUACAGUGCAUUUGUGCAUGCACAGGCAAUUACAUGUUUGUUUUGAUAUAGCAGGCAUUUAACUCUAUAUUUUCAAAGAACAUUAUCAUCAGAAUCCAGUAUGGAAACGCUAGAUUUUCCAGAUGUUUCUCAGGAAGUGAAGGGUGCUAUGAACGGUGGCCGACUGAGGCUGAAUGAACAAGGCGUGACAUUCAAGAACAACAAGACGGGCAAGGUGGAUCAGAUUCAAUCAGGCGACAUAGAGAGGACCAACUGGAUCCGGGUCGCUAGAGGUCUGGAACUCAAGCUCUGUCUCAAAUCAGGAUCGGUCUUCAAGUACGAUGGGUUCAAAGAAUCAGAUCGAGAGAAAGUAGCUGACUUUCUUCAGAGGCAUUACAGUGUUGAACUUCUAGACAAAGAAUUAUCCCUGAAAGGAUGGAACUGGGGCACUGCACGAUUUGAAGGUUCUGAGCUGGAUUUCCAUGUCGACAAGAAGUCUGCCUUCCAGCUUCCCCUCGGCAACGUUUCUCACGCCACCACGGCGAAGAACGAGGUCAUCCUUGAAUUCCACCAAAACGACGAUGCAGAGGUCUCUCUUAUGGAGAUGAGGUUCUACGUACCUUCAACAGACGCUACCACCGAUGCAGCAGGGGCAUUCCUGGAGAAUGUAAUGGCUAAGGCAGACAUCAUCCAAGCCACUGGUGAUGCUAUCUGCUCAUUAGAGGAGACAUGUCUGACACCAAGAGGACGGUACGACAUCAAGAUCUUCCCCACAUUCCUGCAGCUCCACGGAAAGACUUUCGAUUACAAGAUUCCCUUCACGACCGUCCUCAGACUCUUCCUACUGCCUCAUAAGGAUAACAGACAGAUGUUCUUUGUGAUGAGUUUAGAUCCGCCCAUCGUUCAGGGUCAGACCAGAUAUCAUUUCCUCAUCUUGAGUUUCAACAAGGAAGACACACUAGCCCUGGAGCUCAAUCUUACAGAGGAUGAGCUAGAGCAGAAAUACGAGGGCAAACUGACCAAGGAGAUGAGCGGUCCCAUGUUUGAGAUUGUCAGUCGGAUCAUGAAGUGUCUGGUGGCAAGAAAAAUCACAGUGCCGGCAACUUCAAGGGGUAAGGCCAAAGGAGCCCAUGCCAUCAGCUGCUCGUACAAGUCAAACAGCGGCUUCCUCUAUCCACUUGAGAGGGGCUUCAUGUACGUUCAUAAACCUCCCAUGCACAUACGCUUUGACGAGAUCCAGAGCGUCAACUUUGCUGGAACCGGGAGCUUGAGGUACUUUGACUUCGAGAUCGAGACGCGGAACAAGACGACGUUCGUCUUCAGCAGCAUAGAGAAGGAUGACUACACUCCACUCUUUAGCUACGUGUCGAGUAAGAAGCUCAGAGUAAAGAACAGAGGAAUGAAGGGAGAUACAGUCAACUAUGAUGACAUCGGAGACAGUGACGAUGGAAACGCCCACGAUGCCUACCUUGAACAGGUCAAGGCUGAAGGUCGAGAGAGGGAAGAGGGAGAAAUUGACGAGAACGAUUCAGACUCUUCAUCAGAUGAAGAUUUCAAUCCGUUGGAAAGUGCAAGUGAUGUAGCUGAAGAAUAUGACAGCAACAUUGAGACACAUACAUCCGGUUCUGAUUCCGACUACACGGCAGGAAGCGGAGAGGACGAAGCCGACGACGACAACUACAUGAAAGAACGUGAAGAGAGGAGAGAGAGGAAAAGGCAGGAGAAGGAGAAGGAGAAGAGCAAAGCAAAGCAGAAGAAGAGAACCAAGAAAUCGCUAAUCACUCACUGUUCCCCUUUGACUUUUGAUUACACCAUAGUCGGACAAACCCAGGAAGAAGGUCAAGCAGGAGAGGACGCCAACCGACCCAAGAGGCCGACGACCGGCUACAUGCUGUGGCUCAACGACCAGCGCGAGGACAUCAAGGAGCAGUUCCCGGGCAUCAGCGUGACAGACCUCACCAAGAAGGCGGGAGAGAUGUGGCAGAAGCUGGGAGACACCGGCAAGGCCAAGUGGAACGAGAUCGCCGGCGAGAAGAAGAAGGAGUACGAGAUCGCGAUGGAGGAGUACAGAGAGAGGGCAGCGGAAGAAGGAUAUGAACCUGCAACUGUAAGUGGCGGCAAGAAGACCAAGUCAAGCUCGGGCAAAUCCAAACCCAAAAAGACAUCGCCAAGCCCCAAGAAAUCCAGCGCCGGAUCGGGAGGAAACUACAAGAGCAAGGAAUACAUUUCAUCAGAAUCGUCCAGCGAUAAUAAUGACGAGGUAUGGGAUGAUUAA
This is a messenger RNA of Strongylocentrotus purpuratus (purple sea urchin), 2290 nucleotides long. It is a transcript of the gene ssrp1, whose product is annotated as FACT complex subunit SSRP1. The record is from RefSeq and is a predicted model, not a curated record. Gene Ontology annotation, cellular component: nucleus; FACT complex. NCBI's taxonomy places the organism in Eukaryota, Metazoa, Echinodermata, Echinoidea, Camarodonta, Strongylocentrotidae. Gene Ontology annotation, molecular function: DNA binding; nucleosome binding; histone binding.